AACAUAAAUACAUGUAAUGUUGAUUUGGCAGCAGCGGACGAGUUGAAGAUUCCCACGAUUUCGCUGUCAUUAUUUUCCACUUUAAAAAUCAUCGUUAUCCUCCGGAGAUAUUCUCUGAGUAUAUUCACAUGAUAGCAUGACCCUGUUUCAUCGAAGAUGACGAGUAACAACUCUUACCCGCUCCAUGAAUGUGUUUUUCGUGACAACUUGAAGCAACUUUCGAUUCUCCUUCGCUCGCACAAAUAUGACAUCGCACAGAAAGAUAUACACGGAAACUCCCCACUACAUCUUUCCGUCAUAUUGGGUCACAAAGAUUGUAUGCACCUGUUAUUGGCCCAUGGAGCACCUGUCAAAUCAAAGAACGUCCAUGGAUGGAAUCCACUGGCAGAAGCCAUCAGUUAUGGAGACAGAAACACAAUAUCCCUGUUGCUACGGAAACUGAAGCAGCAGUCGAGGGAGCUCCUGGAGCAGAGGAGACCCCAACUUCUUCAGCUCCUGACGGAUCUAGGAGACUUUUAUAUGGAGCUCCAUUGGGACUUUCAAAGCUGGGUACCUCUAGUAUCCCGAAUCCUCCCGUCCGACACCUGCCGCAUCUACAAGAAGGGCGCCCAGAUCCGCGUGGAUACCACCCUCGUAGAUUUCUCCGAGAUGAAAUGGCAGAAGGGUGACCUGACGUUCCUCUUUGACGGUACCGUGACCGCGGAGAAGUCGCUGGUGUUUCUCGAUAAUGAGAGUAAAGUCUACCAAAGAUUAUCUUAUGAGCAAUCAGAUGUUGAGCUAGAAGAAGAGGUUGACAUCCUGAUGAGCAGCGACAUCGUCACCGUCAACCUCUCCACCAAACCCAUCACCUUCAACCGAUCUCAAAGCGGCUGGUUGUUCAGGGGAGAUAAACGAGAGCUCGUCGGGAGCUUCUAUGCCGACUUCUACGACGUUGGAGGAGUCAUUAUAGAAUCAAGAAAAAGGAGAGAGCAUUUAUCAGACGAGGAUAUACAAAGGAAUAAAUCAGCAGUAGAGAGUAUAAGUAAAGGUUCCCCUUCCGUCGAUUGCUUCCCGACCCAAAGAAGACCUUCAUUACCUCGACCUCCUGAGUCAGUGAUGACAUGGGAGGAGUACAGCGGUGCUGAGAGAGGAAGAGCCUUAACCCUACUUGGGAGACCUCAGAUCAGCAAAGAGAUGAGAAAGAUGUUCAAAGCAACAGUUGCCAUGAGCGAAGACUUCCCUAUGGAGGUGACAGACUUACUGAACAUGCUUGAAGUGCUGACCUCCAUGAAGCACUUCAACAAGUUAAGAGACUUCGUCCAGAUGAAACUUCCACCAGGUUUUCCAAUUAAAAUAGAUGUUCCCGUCCUGCCAACGAUCACUGCCCGUGUAACCUUCCAAGCGUUUCAAUUCAGGGACAACAUCAACCCCGCCCAGUUCACCAUUCCAUCGGACUACCGCGAGAACUCCAGUAGAUUUCGUGACCUUUAGCCUUGCCGUGAUCGAGAACGACCUCAAGAGUUACCUGGCGAGCUGACCUCGGUAGGUGUCUGCCUGAGGGUUGGCUGCCGUAGCACCGAGUAUUAGUCUUUCCCCUGUGUGUUGCGUGUGAUUUAAAUCACCUACAUGUUUCUGCGCGCCUGUUUUGUCCAGUUUAGCAUAGAGUUUGGUGUGGAGAUAUGCAUGUAGAGGAAUUGGAUGAUGCUGCUUCCACAGGGUUUUGAGAUUCCUAUACUAUCUGUGUCUCCUGUGGAAAUAUUUCUGUGGCAUUAAUUUUUUACCACUUCUCUCAUGAUGUUGAGGAUGAUGCUUUCCAGUGAGACAUCGUGAGACAUCGCUUUAUACUAGCAGUGGCGUAGCUCCAGGGAGGCAUAGGGUUGGGGUGAAAGAAAGGAAGAGGGGAAAAUUCAAUGAGGAAAUGGGGAUAACACACCCUUCCACACUAUGCCCUUGUCUUCUUCCCCCGUCAUCCUCUUAAUAUCCCCCUCCCCCUCCCCUUCCCCCUCCCCUCCCCCUCCCAGCAUCCCACCCCCCACCAUCUGUCCCCCACCAUUAUGCCAAUGCCUGGACCCAUGCUACGCCAUUUGCUUAUUCAAACAUUAUUACCUCCAUAUUGGACUAUGAAACAGUGUAUGUUACUUGUAUAGGAGUAUUGGUGUCAUUGUAGUUUAUAUUCUCGUAGUUUCAGGGAAUCUGUUUAUGUUUGGAUCUCAACUGUAUUACACUUGUUCAUCUGUUUUGUAUAUGAAGCACCUUUACCCUCAAAAUGGUGAUCUGAUGUUAGAUUUCACAUGUUGAAUUUCUGUAAAAAAUUGAAUUGAAAAGUCUCUGACAAUUUAACCCAGUUCCAAUCACCCAAUAAUAAUUUGCUAUUUUAAAGGUAAUACAACGUUUUGGUAAUAUUUGAACAGGAUUGAAUUAUGAAAUUUAAAAUGUGCAUUACCAUUGUGAAACUUGGUGUUAGAAUAAGAAACUUUGAAAAAAUUUGGCUCUAAAAUGCUUAGGA
This is a messenger RNA of Strongylocentrotus purpuratus (purple sea urchin), 2485 nucleotides long. It is a transcript of the gene ankrd13c, whose product is annotated as ankyrin repeat domain-containing protein 13C-B. The transcript is spliced from 11 exons. Gene Ontology annotation, cellular component: cytoplasm. Lineage: Eukaryota; Metazoa; Echinodermata; Echinoidea; Camarodonta; Strongylocentrotidae. The coding region runs from base 157 to 1470 and encodes 437 amino acids. The record is from RefSeq and is a predicted model, not a curated record. Gene Ontology annotation, molecular function: protein binding.